GUCGUCAUCGAAGUUGGUCAUCAGCUGUUUUCCAACUUGUAAGUUAUUUAUUUCGGCGCGUUUCAAACACGUUUUAGUUUAUUGUUUUUAAGUUUAUGUAUAAAAAGCAAAAUUAUGGAUGAUGAUGACAUUGCACUGCCCGCUGAUACAUUGGCCAUUUUAAAUGAAUUUCUGGCCGAACGAUCCAAACGUGAAGCCGAUGAAGAAGAGCGAGUGGUAAACAAAACUGGAAGAGAAGCCAAGUUUGAAGAAGAUUGGCAACUUAGCCAAUUCUGGUAUAGCGAACACACAAAAAUUACUCUUCGCGAUGUAGUGAGACAAUUGGUAAAGGAGCAUGGAGAUAAAGACUUUACGAUAGCCUUAUUAUCCUGUCCUUCCUUGUAUAAGAAUAUCAAAGAUAUUCAUGAUAAAGUCCAUAUAUUUGAAUACGACAGACGAUUUGAAGCCUACGGAUCUGAUUUUGUUCAUUACGACUUUAAUUGUAUAGACCAAAAUGCCGAUUAUUUAAAGUCACAUCAUAAUUCAUAUGAUUUAAUCAUAGCUGAUCCACCAUUUCUUAGCCAAGAGUGCAUGGAAAAGAUGUCAAAAAUUAUCCUUAAACUCCAGCGUAAGGAUAGUAAUGCCAAGUUAAUAUUUUGCUCUGGUGAGGUUGUUGAACCUUGGUUAACUGCUUUGCUGCCAGUCCAUAAAUGCAAAUUUCACCCUCAGCAUGAACGUAAUUUGGGCAACGAAUUCGUUAGUUAUGCCAACUUUAAUUUAGACAAUUAUACAAUUUGUGAAAAUAAAUAAAGCAAAAAAUGUGUGUGUGUGGAUAAAA
This is a messenger RNA of Drosophila willistoni, 817 nucleotides long. RefSeq names its product protein-lysine N-methyltransferase CG9154. Lineage: Eukaryota; Metazoa; Arthropoda; Insecta; Diptera; Drosophilidae. Gene Ontology annotation, molecular function: protein-lysine N-methyltransferase activity; nucleic acid binding. The transcript has 2 exons. The coding region runs from base 115 to 789 and encodes 224 amino acids. The record is from RefSeq and is a predicted model, not a curated record. Gene Ontology annotation, biological process: methylation.